CGUUACUAGCCAACAGAGACUUGACCUGCGACCAGAUGACAUUGCGCCAACUCCUAGCCUUCUACUCAGCUGUGAUAGUCCACAACGGCGGAAACUCAAUUCUUACACAGAUAUAAGAUGUUGACAUAUCGUUGCCUACCAGUACCAAACGCUUUCCCAAUAGCCGAUGCCGUGGUGGAUGCUCUGCGGUGGAUGCCGCCCCCCACGGGAGGGUCGGGUUCAGGGCUGGCACCGAGCUACCCCACCAUUCCUGACGAGGGGCACCAGUAACGGCGCUCCGAUUCAGGAACGUGGAUUUGGGUGGUGGGAGGAGAAAAAUCAGGCCGGUGACUCGACCAAGAGAUAUGGGGACUCGUUGCGGAUCCAAACAUGCCGCACUAGAACAUAGAAGUACAGAACAGCCCAAUCAGUACAUCCCAGUCCAUCUCUCUAUUCCUAGUGAACGUCUUCUCCUGCAGUCUGCCGCUGUACACCCCGCGCAAUCCCACAUUGAAGUUACCCUGACCCCCCCCAGGCCGGCCGUUACCCUCUCUUCCUGUUUGGUAAACCACCCUACCCUUCCCUCUCCAGCGCAUAUUAGGAGCCACGUCCCCAGUCAGUAUGGAUUUGGUAAACAGGUUGGUUUUUCCUUCCCCUCCAUCCCCUCUGCUUUAUGCUGUCCUGUCUGGUUUGGUUUGCGCCAGUUUCUUCCCCAUAUAUAUCAUGCCUCCACCAGAGCUGAUCAGUCUUAACAGCCUAGAAGGCCGUCUGCUCUUCGCAGUUCCUAAGAAGGGUCGUCUCCUCCAAGCAGCCCUCAACCUCCUCGAAGGCGCCGACAUCCAGUUCAAGCGCGAGAACCGCCUCGACAUCGCCCUCGUCAAGAACCUCCCCAUCGCCCUCGUCUUCCUCCCCGCGGCCGACAUCCCCACCUUCGUCGGCGAGGGCCGCGUCGACCUCGGCAUCACGGGCUAUGACCAGGUCCAGGAGCACGACGCCGGCGUCCGCGCCAUCGCGCGCGCCCGCCGCAUGAGCAACGAGUGGUCCCCCAAGGACGAGAAGCCCCGGGGCUGCGACACCAUCCUCGACCUCGGGUUCGGCUCCUGCAAGCUCCAGAUACAGGUCCCGGCCAAGGGGGAGUACCAGACGGGCAAGGACCUGAUCGGGAAGAACAUCGGCACCAGCUUUGUCCACCUCGCGUCCGAGUACUUUGCCAGGUUGGAGCUCGAGCAGGAGGGCAUCAAGGUCGACAGCACGGCCAGCUACGCCGGGAGGAAACUCAGGACGAAGAUUAUUGAGUUGAGCGGGAGUGUCGAGGCGGCGUGCGCGUUGGGUGUGGCGGAUGGUAUUGUUGAUCUUGUCGAAUCCGGCGAAACAAUGAAAGCCGCCGGUCUCAAAGCCAUCGAAACCGUGGUCGAAACCUCGGCCAUCCUCAUCAAGUCAAAGGCCCCCUCCAACCCAGCCAUGGUCGAUCUCAUCGCCGCCCGCAUCAACGGCGUCAUCACGGCCCAAAAGUACGUCCUCUGCCAGUACAACGUCCCCCGCGCCCAGCUCGUCGACGCGACAAAGGUCACCCCCGGCAAGCGCGCCCCCACCGUCACCUCCCUCGAGGAGGACGGCUGGGUCGCCGUCAGCGCUAUGGUCGAGAAGAAGCGGAUCGCGCCUGUUAUGGACGACCUCACCAAGGUUGGCGCGACGGAUAUUCUUGUUUUGGACAUUCACAACACCCGUGGGAGCUGA
This is a messenger RNA of Podospora pseudocomata, 1716 nucleotides long. It is a transcript of the gene HIS1, whose product is annotated as ATP phosphoribosyltransferase (ATP-PRTase) (ATP-PRT). Gene Ontology annotation, biological process: L-histidine biosynthetic process. The coding region runs from base 601 to 1716 and encodes 371 amino acids. The transcript has 5 exons. Lineage: Eukaryota; Fungi; Ascomycota; Sordariomycetes; Sordariales; Podosporaceae. The record is from RefSeq and is a predicted model, not a curated record. Gene Ontology annotation, molecular function: magnesium ion binding; ATP phosphoribosyltransferase activity. Gene Ontology annotation, cellular component: cytoplasm.